Messenger RNA from Didymella exigua CBS 183.55, 1212 nucleotides. RefSeq lists its product as uncharacterized. Lineage: Eukaryota; Fungi; Ascomycota; Dothideomycetes; Pleosporales; Didymellaceae. The transcript has 2 exons. Bases 101 to 1045 code for a protein of 314 amino acids. The record is from RefSeq and is a predicted model, not a curated record.
CUACGCUAGCCUUCCAUUGCACUCACAGCCCUGACAGCGGCAAUGCAGCCCGCACCACGGCCCCUCGACACCGCCAUGCCGCCCGCCCAAGACUACCACCAUGUCCGGCGACCCCCCACGCCCCGAUUCCCACCCCGCGACCGGCCCGAGUGACGCCGGCCUCAGACACCGCGAGUCCAGCAUCUUUGGCGACGAGCCCCGGAACCACACGGGGAACCGCAGACUCAGGUCUAUCCUGAAGAGCUCGCGCGCCAGCUCGAGGCAGCCGUCGCCCGAGCGUGUCGACCCGCCCACGACGCAGAGUGUCGACCCGCCCACGACGCAGAGUGUCGACCCGCCCACGACCCAGACUGACGACCCGCCCACGACGCAGACUGUCGACCCGCCCACGACGCAGACUGACGACCCGCCCACGACCCAGACUGAGCCCACGAUGCAGACUGACGGCCCCAGCCGGCGCACCUCGGAAUCUACGCCCAUGGCCCCGACCGCGCGCGGUCCGGGCUACGACGCCAUCAACCCCGUGCCGAGAGAAGCGUCGAAGAGCAACGGCGCCUCGCUGCCAACCCCCGCGCCCAAUGACCACGCGAGGCAGGGCCGCUGGACCGAGUUCUGGGAGAAAUGGGGCACGGUUGAAUUGGAGAAUAAGGGCAGUGUUGCGCGCGACCACCUCGCCCUAGAGCGCACGUUUCUCGCCUGGCUGCGCACGAGUCUGAGUUUCGCAUCCAUCGGCAUCGCAAUCACGCAGCUGUUCCGGCUGAACUCGAGUCUGCGCGCCUCCUCCUCCACCUCCUCCUCGGCUGAUGACUCGAUGCACCGCCUACGCCACCUGGGCAAGCCGCUCGGCGCGACAUUCAUCGGCAUCUCGAUUCUGAUGCUGGGCAUUGGGUUCCAUCGCUUCUUCGAGGCGCAGCAUUAUGUUAUUCGGGGUAAGUUCCCCGCGAGCAGGGGGAGUAUUGUGCUUGUUAGUGGUGUUGCGGGCGCGCUUAUCGUGAGUAGUCUUGUGGUUGUGCUUGCUACUGCGCCGGGCGUGUUUGAGUCGUGAUGAUGUGAUUUGAAUUUCUUUUUUUUUAAAUAGUCUCUGCUGUACAGAGUGUAGCUGCGACUGAGAUUUGGGACUGUGGUGUACUGAGAUUUGGGACUGUGGUGUAUUGAGAGUGUAGAUGUGUGACGUAUCGAGCAGAUCUCAACAGUGCCCAUCAACACGCCAAC